Messenger RNA from Xiphias gladius (swordfish), 1993 nucleotides. It is a transcript of the gene rhd, whose product is annotated as Rh blood group, D antigen. Gene Ontology annotation, biological process: ammonium homeostasis; ammonium transmembrane transport. The transcript has 10 exons. The coding region runs from base 338 to 1588 and encodes 416 amino acids. Gene Ontology annotation, molecular function: ammonium channel activity. The record is from RefSeq and is a predicted model, not a curated record. Gene Ontology annotation, cellular component: plasma membrane. Lineage: Eukaryota; Metazoa; Chordata; Actinopteri; Istiophoriformes; Xiphiidae.
UCAUGAGGGAGCAUAUGAAAAUGUUGGCAAGCUACAGGUACCUCACUUAAGUACGCAAUUCCAACUUCAUGCCAUACAUUGUUAUAUAUUUUAACGGGCCAAAUUCUCCUUUGCGAAAUUGUAUUAAAGAGUGGGCUGGUGCUGUCAGUUGAAAGAAAUGGCGUGUUUCAUUGGCCAUUAAAAAGAAACAAACAGCAAGUCAAGAGGGACCUUUUCCUCCUGCUUGCCCCGCGGGCUGGUGAGAACGAAAUGCUGCGCCUGGGUUUGCGCCCACUCUCAAGGCGCCAGGGCUACACAUGCGUCUGCUGGAGGAGAAGUGCGCAGAGAACAUUCUCCAAUGGCUCCUCGGUCCGCGGCGAGUCUGCGCUCCCGCCUGGCACCCUUGCUGCUCUUCCUGCAGCUGGGGUUCAUUGUCAUGUAUGCCCUUUUCACUGAGAUCCAAAGCAAAGUAAGCGUAGAUGGAGAAACCUUCGCCAACGUUUACCCCGAGUUCCAGGAUGUGAAUGUGAUAGUGACCCUAGGUUUCGGCUUCUUGGGGACUUUUCUAGUGCGGUAUGGUUUCAGUGCCUCUGUGUUCAGCCUGCUUGUGGCAGUCAUGGCCACCCAAUGGGCAAUGUUACUCAAUGGUAUUGAGUCGUACAGAGGAAAGAUCAGGCUCGAUGUGCAUAGCUUGGUAGAUGCUGAAAUGUGCACAGCCUCAGUCCUCAUUUCAAUGGGUGCCGUGCUGGGGAAGACCAACCCUGUUCAGCUCAUCCUCAUCUCCCUGCUGGGGGUGUCAGGGUUUGUCUUGAAUAAAUGGGUCCUCCAGACUCUGCUGAAGGUCCAGGUGUUGAAAAGCAUCAUGAUGCUUCACAUCUUUGGGGCAUUCUUUGGACUCAUGCUGGCCUGGAUCCUGUAUCGGAAAGGUUCAGAACAGCAAUUUGAAAAAGAGAAAUUUGACCACAAAACAGGAUUAUUCUCCAUGUUGGGGACUGUGUUUCUCUGGAUGUUCUGGCCCAGUUUUAACUCUGUCCUUGUGGACGAUGGUACUCCUGGGAGGAAGCUAGGGGUCGUGUGCAGCACCUACCUGGCCCUGGCUGUCAGUGCUGUAACAGCAGCUGCUGUGUCCGUGCUCUCCAGUCCCAAGGGAAAACUCAACCUGAUCCAUAUGCAGUCGUGCAUCCUUGCCGGUGGUGUUGCUGUUGGGGUCUCCAUGUCAGUGAUUCAUCAGCCAUGGGAAGCCAUGACAAUUGGAUUCACUGCUGCUGUUGCAUCAAGCAUUGGACACCGAUACCUCAAGAUCCACAUGCUACUUGCAUUUCAAUGCCAUGACACCUGUGCUGUUCUCAGUACAUACGGCCUCCCUGGUCUACUGGGAUGGCUAGCACAUCUCCUCCUGCAGAUUAAAAACUUGGAUGAUCACACAACGGCAAUCCGGUUUGCUGUGUUUCACAUUUGUUCUCUCCUCAUCACCAUCACUUUAAGCAUGUCCAUGGGAAUCAUUACAGGACUUCUAAUCAAAUGGAACUUCUGGAGACCACCCCAAAACAAGAAAUAUUUUGAUGAUCAGGCUUACUGGGAGUUUCCCAAUCUUGCAAAGGGCAAGUAAGAAGGCGGAGAGAGAAGUUGAGCAAGUCUGGAAUCCUGGAAAUACUAUUUUCGGCAUUAUUUCAUGUCAAUGUAUAUAAUGUCAUGCGAUAUUUCUUAUUUUUUAAUACAAAGUAGUUGUUAGACGUUGUUUGCAAGUGUGUGUGUGCAAGCCUGGGACAAAAAUUAAGGUUUAACGAGACAAGCAUGAAUGGAAGACUCAUUUUCUGUUCAGUAUGUUUAUGUUUAAUGCUGCCAUAGUUGUCAGAUAAUGACCUCAUGUUUUGGAGGUUACACAAGCAAAAUGGAAAAGUGUGGCAGUCAAAUACAAAUCUCCAGUACACAAACAACAUCCUACAGUUGUGAAACCUUUGUUGACUUCAGGUCAGCAGUGUGAGCUAAUGAACCUUUUAACAAUAAAUCUGGA